Mus pahari (shrew mouse) is the source of this 2553-nucleotide messenger RNA. RefSeq names its product mitochondrial translational release factor 1 like (gene Mtrf1l). Gene Ontology annotation, molecular function: translation release factor activity. Lineage: Eukaryota; Metazoa; Chordata; Mammalia; Rodentia; Muridae. The coding region runs from base 156 to 1277 and encodes 373 amino acids. Gene Ontology annotation, biological process: translational termination. The record is from RefSeq and is a predicted model, not a curated record. The transcript has 7 exons.
UCACGGCCCGCUUACCUUUUGACUUUUGGGGACCUCCCGGCUUUCCCACGCUUUGCCGGAAGUCCUCGCAACAUUUCCGGCAGGGCAUUUCUGGAUCGGAGUCCUUCGUAGAUUGUCGUCUGGAUAUUUUCAGCUAAGUGGGCGGCCCAGCCAGGAUGCGGAGCGGGUUUCUGAGCGGUGCCCGGCGCCUGUGGGCCCGCCGCGCCUUCAGCCGCACGCCGCCGCCUUCCGAGGAGCUUCUCGCCCGCGGCGGGCCCCUGCGGGCCUUCCUGGAGCGCCGAGUGAGCUCGGAGGCCGGAGGUCUGGACGCUGGGAACCCCCAGCUGGCCGCGGCCGCCCGACUGCUGAGCGAGAAGGAGCGGGAGCUGCGGGACACGGAGUCAUUGCUGCACGAUGAGAAUGAAGAUUUAAAGAAACUUGCAGCGAGUGAAAUAGCUUUGUGUCAAAAAGAAAUAACUGAACUGAAGCACCAGAUCAUAUCACUGUUGGUUCCUUCCGAAGAAAUGGAUGGAAGUGACUUGAUCCUGGAGGUGACUGCGGGUGUGGGUGGUCAGGAAGCCAUGCUUUUCACUUCUGAGAUGUUUGACAUGUACCAGCAGUAUGCUGCAUUUAAAAGAUGGCAUUUUGAAACACUGGAAUAUUUCCCAAGUGAACUAGGUGGCCUUAGACAUGCCUCCGCCAGCAUUGGAGGUCCAGAAGCCUAUAGACACAUGAAGUUUGAAGGAGGAGUGCACCGAGUCCAGAGAGUGCCAAAGACAGAGAAGCAAAGCCGCAUCCACACUAGCACCAUGACAGUGGCAAUUCUGCCCCAACCUACUGAGAUUAAGCUGGUGAUCAAUCCUAAAGAUUUGAGAAUCGAUACUAAAAGAGCAAGUGGGGCUGGAGGUCAGCAUGUAAAUACCACAGACAGUGCUGUUCGGAUAGUUCAUCUGCCUACAGGUAUUAUUUCUGAAUGCCAGCAAGAGAGAUCUCAGCUGAAGAACAGGGAGCUGGCUAUGAAAAAGUUACGUGCAAGGUUAUAUAGCAUGCAUCUGGAGGAAGAAACUACAAAAAGAUACAACGCUCGAAAGAUCCAGGUUGGAACUAAAGGAAGAUCAGAGAAAAUAAGAACAUACAACUUUCCACAGAACAGGGUCACAGAUCACAGAAUAAACAAAUCACUACAUGACCUUGAGAGCUUUAUGCAAGGAGACUGUCUUCUGGAUGACAUGAUACAGUCACUGAAGGACUAUUCGGAUUAUGAAUCUCUAGUAGAAAUGAUUUCCAGAAAAGACUAAGCUUCUUUGUAAAGAUAUAUUUUUAUGUAGACUAGGAAAAUUCUAGUGCAAAUCCAUUGUGUGCAAAUACUUAACCAGUGUUCUCUUGAAAUGUAAGUUAACAGUUUCUUGGACAAUUCUCUAUAAAAAAAAAAAAAUUAAACACAAAGGAAGACAGUUGUUUUUAUGCAAAAUAUUUAAUCAGAAAUUUCAAAUAUAAAGUAGAUAUGUUCAUGUUAAUAUGAUGGAAGGAAACAGAAGCUGACAGCGGAAUUAAGAAGAAGCGAUACAGUCCAGCACAUUAGGGCUGAUAAGACUGAGAACAGCCUACACAGAGUUCUAUUCUAGUGAAAGGACACACUUACAAGGUGCUCCCUCCCUAGAAUGGAGUCAGGCAUGUUGUAAGGAUAGCCCUCUUAAUGAUGGAAAUGUUCCUGGGUUACCCAGCAGCUGGUAACUUGGGCCUUGCAAACAGAACCUCAAGUCCAUGGGACCUGGUAAACCAAGUCUCCUAUCAAGGUGUGAGCUUUACUGAAUAGUAAGCAUUAGUGGGCUUCUAUAUCAGUUCCCCAGAAAAACAGAACCAAUAGGAUGUAUCUACACAAAUUCACCAUAAGGAUGGUCCCACACAGAGAAUGUGUGUCCAAGUCUACAGUGUGAAGCAGCUGGCUGGAGACCAAGAAGAGUUAAUGCUUCACUCUACUUGGGAGUUUGCUAGGGAAAUUGCUUUUGGUUGGAAGAGGUUGGAUUUUCUCUACUCAGGCCUUUAGCCAGUUGGAUAAAACAUGUUAGCAUGACUGAUAUUUCACUGAUUUAAAUGCCAGUGAAACCUCCAAACCUUGAGGAGACCCAAAAUAAUGUUACCAAAUAUUAGGGUUCUCUAGAGUCACAGAACUUAUGGAAUGAAUCUCCCCCCAGAUGGUAGAUACCCUACCCACCCCUGCCUCUACAAAUGUAAAUGAGUUCAUUGGAAUGAUUUAACAGUCUAGAGUCUAAGGAAUCCAGCAAUGGCUAUGUGAAUGGAAAGAAUCUAGUAGUUGAUCAGUCCCACAAGGCUUGGUGCCUCAGCUGGUCUUUGGUAUAUGUGGGAAUCUGAAGAAGUAGGUUUCAAUGCCAGUGGAGGAAUGGAUGUAAUAGCCAGGCAAGGGCAAGCAGGCAAAGAACCAAACUUCCUUUCAUCCAUUGUCCUUACAUAGGCUUCUAGGGGAAGGUGUGGCCCCAGAUUAGAGGUGUCUUCCUAGCUCCACAUCUGGACCAAAGGCAUGUGUGGGCUGGUGAGAUGGCUCAGUGGGUAAGA